AUGAUGGCCUUCAAUUUUCUUUGCUCUGCGUCGCUGAACAUUGCCGAUCGGUUCAUCGGUGCGCCGCAAAAUGCCAGAUUCUGUAGCUAUAACGGCUUUAUAACACAGAUUUUUGUCAUUCAAACCGACUACUGGAUACUACUUAUCGCCGUGUGCACAUAUUUCAUACUCACCGGUCGAAGACGGCCUUCAGCCUGGAUCGACUUCUAG
Messenger RNA from Colletotrichum truncatum, 210 nucleotides. RefSeq lists its product as uncharacterized. Gene Ontology annotation, molecular function: G protein-coupled receptor activity. The record is from RefSeq and is a predicted model, not a curated record. Gene Ontology annotation, biological process: adenylate cyclase-activating G protein-coupled receptor signaling pathway. Gene Ontology annotation, cellular component: plasma membrane. NCBI's taxonomy places the organism in Eukaryota, Fungi, Ascomycota, Sordariomycetes, Glomerellales, Glomerellaceae.